This is a messenger RNA of Acaulospora colombiana, 567 nucleotides long. The record is from the annotation of a GenBank genome assembly. Lineage: Eukaryota; Fungi; Glomeromycota; Glomeromycetes; Diversisporales; Acaulosporaceae.
CUCCUGCCGAAACCCCGCUUUUACUAAUCUAUCGAAAUGACCCAUGCAUUGUGAUUGGGAGGAACCAGAAUCCGUGGAAGGAGAUUAACAUGGCAGCUCUUAGAGCUGUUGACCUUCCGUUCGACUUGGGCAACACCAAUUUUUCUUUACAUCUCCCUCGCAAUUCCUUUGAACGGAGAAAAGGUUCCGCUCUCGCCCUCGAGGCCUUGAAGAGGUUAGAUGUUCCAGAUGCGUGGGUCAAUGACCGGAAUGACGUCUGCUCUGCUUAUAAAAUCAUCAACAACCGAGCCUAUCAUCAUGGGACGAUGCUACUAACUGCACAGGUCGGUCAACUUCGCGACGUUUUACGCAACACGAAGGACGGUAUGAUUGGGCGUUCAGUCACUUCUGUGCGAUCACCAGUCAAAAACAUAGCCGAAAUGAAACCUGGAGUGGAGCAUAAUGUAUUCUCCGAAGCUUUAGUCGACAGCUUCUGUUCACAGUUUGGCUUGGAGAGGGAAGUGACACUAAUUGGCGAGGAAAUAAUGGAUGAUGACCACUCAGAGGAGAAGAGAUACAUAGAACAAA